AUGCAGGGAGUAGAAUCUGCUUUGUAUGAUGUUUUCCCCAAAUCAGUCAGGAGGGUCUGUGCUCAGCAUCUGUAUACCAACUGCAGACAAGCUGGAUACAGUGGCACAGCCUUCCAUGACUUGUUCUGGGUUGCUGCUGAUGCAUACAAUCCAUAUGUCUUCAACAAAGCCAUGGAAAAGAUUGGCAAACUCAUCCCAGAAGCAGUGGGAUAUCUUGACAAAGUGCCUGAACAGUGGUCCAGACACAAGUUUGAUGUUGGGGUCACUUGUGAUCACAACACCACCAACUUUGUGGAAUCCUUCAACGCGUGUACCAAACCCUUUAGGGAUCUUCCUGUUUUGUCACUUCUUGAAGAAAUAAGGUCUUGGUGCAUGACGAAGAUCGGGGCCAGAUUUGAUAAAGCUGUUGACAUUGGACCCGAUCAAUUGACGCCAUAUGCUACUAAGGAGCUUGAAGAGAGGAGUGCUGACUCGAGGUUCUGUUAUGCAACUAAUGCUGGGGGGGGUGAAUUUGAGGUUUUAGAUGGUCAUGUGAAGUUCCCUAUUAGGCUUGCUGCUAGAGUUUGUGGUUGUGGGAAAUGGCAAGGGUGUGGUAUACCUUGCAAGCAUGCUAUUAGGGUAAUAUACCAUCAAAGACUCAAUCCUACAGAUUUUGUUUCUCCUUACUUCAAAGGGGCAGCCUAUAAGCUCACAUACUCAGAGCAUAUUCACCCCAUGCCUGACUCAACACAGUGGCCUACAUUUGAGCUACCUAGGAUUCUUCCCCCACUAAUGAGAAGGGCAGCUGGCAGACCAGCCAAGCAGAGAAGAAGAGGUGCUCAUGAGAAGAAGAGGGGGAAAAGAAACACCACUGUCAAGUGUGGGAAAUGCAAGCAAAUUGGGCAUAACUCAAGAACCUGUAAAGGAGGUUCCACUGCAAAACAGAGGAAAGAAUUUGCUGCAGCUGCUGCUGGUUCUGCUGGUGCAUCAACAUCUGGUGCUAGGAAGAGGAAGGCUCCAACAUCUAAUGCAUCGAGCAGCAAGAAGUCCAAAGCUGCAUAACUAGAAGUAAGCUUAGGAUUCAGUUUAGUAUUUCUGUUUUAAAGCUUAGGUUUAUUUUGAAAAACAACUUAGGUUGUGGCACAUUUUGGCAUUUUUUUGUAAAGCUACCCACAACUUGAUGUUCGGUUUAUUUUGGAAACAAACUAUUUCAGUUACGAGUUCAAAGACUUGCAUAUUAUUGAUAAAUGAAAUUCAUGUGCUCGUGCCAUUACAACCAUCAUUGUUUGUCUUGAUUACUUCUUUACUACAAACAUUAGACACAAAAACAUUACAAUUCCUAUUUUAAUUGCUGCAGCUUGGAAUUUUUUGAGCUCUUUCACUCUUUUCUUCAGUUUCUUCAGUUCGUCACUUAUAUUGUCGUUGUCUUCCGAUGUUCCCUCAUACUCUAUAUUGCUCUGUUGCUGUUGGUGUUGUUGAUUUUGGUGUAGAACACUUCCUUU
Spinacia oleracea (spinach) is the source of this 1481-nucleotide messenger RNA. RefSeq lists its product as uncharacterized. Bases 1 to 1041 code for a protein of 346 amino acids. Gene Ontology annotation, molecular function: zinc ion binding. The record is from RefSeq and is a predicted model, not a curated record. The transcript is spliced from 2 exons. Lineage: Eukaryota; Viridiplantae; Streptophyta; Magnoliopsida; Caryophyllales; Amaranthaceae.